Molecule: messenger RNA, 1255 nt
Organism: Mixia osmundae IAM 14324
Lineage: Eukaryota; Fungi; Basidiomycota; Mixiomycetes; Mixiales; Mixiaceae
Exons: 2
Coding region: 184-828 (214 amino acids)
Source: RefSeq, a predicted model, not a curated record
AGUAAUUUUGCCACCUGUUGGCUCGCUCCCCAGGCAUCGAGCUCGUAUCAAUCUCUGCACAGAGUCUAGAGAAGUAAUCAGACAGUCAGUAGAGCGCGUUGGGGCACAGCAUCCAUCAGUACACUCGUCGAAUCGGACACCGGGGCGCCUCCUCCACCGAACACGUCAGCACAGCUCGACAAGAUGGCAAAGGCGUCUCCACGCAAGGCAGGCUCGAAGCCAAGCUCGUCUGGCUCAAAGUCAGGCAGCAAGAAGGCUACACCGGCAGGCCCUGCUGCAGCAACGCGUUCGUCGAAGCCAGACCUCGUCAGCUUGGAGUCCCCCAAACCGUCGACUCAGUCAGGAUCCGGCUCUUCUGGCAAAUUUGCCUGGACGGCUAUCGCCAUCUUCCUGGGCUAUGUCAUCCUGAUCAAUCUGAUCAAGUACAGUCCCGGCUUGGACGCGUACAUCACCACGCGGCAAGACAAGGCGACGAGAUGGAUCUACGACUCUGCACCAGAGUACUUGCCCGCUGGCGUCCGUAGCGAGAUUGCAAAGACGGGCGGCGCAUGGAUCAAGGCGUUCAACGAUCAGAAGGAGGCCGGCAAGCAGUUCGUCAGCGCCAAGUUUGGCACAAUGGCACAGCAGAACGUUGGCGUGCCGCUCCAGCAAGAGAUGACAAGGGAGAGCCAGAACGUCUUAGACGCUGCCGGUCAGAUCAUCGACGCCGGCAAGACAAAGCUGGAGGAGCUCUACGAACGUGCGGGAGGGAUGGACGUGGACGACUUGCUCUCUGUCGCUCAAGAAUACGCUCGUUCCCACUCCGGCGACUCACAUGCCGAACUAUGAGGAUACCUAGUCCAAUCGAACCCUAAUCUGAUGUUGUAGCCUUUGCUAAUCUGAAGCCUUCAUCUUGUGACAUGCGUGCAACGCUAUACAUAUGAGUUAUGACUGUGAGUAUGAGUGUUAUUCGAGGGUAUCAGGUUGUGUGCUGGGAGUUCUAUGCCAAUGCGAGUCCUGCGCCGGCGAUGGCUGCCAGUACGGCCACAGAGAUGCCCACGAGAGCAUUGUGGCCGAUGAGGUCGACUGCUCCCGAAGUAGUGACUGCUGAUGUCACAGUACCACCUGCGGAUGUGGCUCCAGUGGCAAUCACUGUUCCCACACUGCCUGCGCCCGAAGUGACGGUGCUAGCCACACCCGUAGCGACGGAUUGGGCGCCCGUCGCCACAACUGUGCCAACGCUGCCAGCGCCUGAAGUCACCGUACUGGCAACACC